UUUAUUUACAUAUAUUCAGAAUGAAGAUACAAGGGUCAGUAAGUUGCUUAUGCACAGAUGAUAUAAUCAUUUUGAACACAAAAAUCUAAAUGAUUAUUAGCUACAAUUCUAUAUGUAUAACUUAAAUUGACGUAUUUAGCACACAUCGGCGUUUCCAUUACGAGCAGUUUUAUAGAGAUAAGAAACCAUUUAACUUCUGAAAUAAUAAUUCUGGUGUUUGUAAACAGUGGCUGUGAUUAUAUACCUUUUCUCUUGUUAAGAGAAAAACAUACUAUAAGUUACGUGGUGGUUUGUGAUUUUUGUUAAAAUGACUAGUAAAUUGUUGAAAAUUGGAUUUAUAGGAGGUGGAAAAAUGGCACAAGCUAUGGCAAAAGGCUUUAUUUCAGCAGGAUUAUCAAAAGGAGAAAUGAUGAUAGCAAGUGUCCACCCUUCUGACUUACCAUCUGCAGAAGCAUUCCAGAGUAUUGGAGCUGAAUCUGUAUUUGAAAAUAUACCUGUGGUUAAGAAGUCGGAUGUUGUUUUCGUAUCAGUUAAACCCUCAGUAAUACCACAAGCACUUGGAGAUAUCACAAACGCAGAUGACUUAAAAGCAAAUGAUGCUGACAAAUUGUAUCUAUCAAUAGCAAUGGGGGUAACAAUAAAGGAACUGGAAAGUUAUUUACCAAGGGAUUCUAGGGUAAUUCGUGUAAUGCCUAACACACCAGCUCUAGUCAGAAGUGCGGCUUCAGUAUUUGUCAGGGGAUCCAAUGUUACUGAUGAAGAUGCUUUUACCACCAAGGAGUUGUUGUCUUCGAUUGGAACAUGUGAAGAAGUCACUGAAAAUCUUUUAGAUCCUAUUACCGCACUCAGUGGUUCAGGACCGGCCUAUAUAUAUGUAAUAAUUGAAGCUUUGGCUGAUGGAGGUGUCAAAAUGGGAUUACCGCGAGAUCUCGCUUAUCGUUUGGCUGCCCAAACUGUUUUAGGAUCCGGGAAAAUGGUGUUAGACACUAAUACUCACCCUGGAAUUCUCAAAGACAACGUUACAUCACCCGCAGGUUCUACAGCGUCAGGAUUACAUUUUCUUGAAGAAAAAGGUUUAAGAGCCGCUUUGAUUGGGGCAAUUGAAGCAGCGACCAAAAGAUGUCACCAAGUGUCCAGUAAUGGUUCGACGAAAAAGUAAAUCUAAUUUAUUGUGUUAUUAAUGGAAAUAGAUCACUGUCAAUAUGUAUAUCGCAUCUGCUGUAAUUUUAAUGUAUAAUUUAUACUUGUAAUAAAUUAUUUUAAUGAA
Agrilus planipennis (emerald ash borer) is the source of this 1267-nucleotide messenger RNA. RefSeq names its product pyrroline-5-carboxylate reductase 2 (gene P5cr-2). Gene Ontology annotation, molecular function: pyrroline-5-carboxylate reductase activity. The coding region runs from base 308 to 1159 and encodes 283 amino acids. The record is from RefSeq and is a predicted model, not a curated record. Gene Ontology annotation, biological process: L-proline biosynthetic process. The transcript is spliced from 6 exons. NCBI's taxonomy places the organism in Eukaryota, Metazoa, Arthropoda, Insecta, Coleoptera, Buprestidae.